AUGCAAGAUGACUUUGCCCUUUCAAUGAGAGCUUGGAGCUGGUGUCACACCAAUACGUUGUGGACGGGGACCCAACUCACAGUGUCAGCUAGAGGUGAUCACAGGUGUUGCAGAAAAGGUGUCGCUGUAGCAGCCAGAGGCACAAUCCCAAGGCCAGGCGAGCAGCACCAGUGGCAGAGGUGCUGCAACAAGCACCAGAGCAGCAAAAGGCGCAGAAUCCUUUAUGCGGGAGGCAGAAGCAGCGACCAGAUGCCAGAAGAUCACAAGCAGUGGACAGCUCUUAGAGGUGGCUGGACACAGCAGCUCUGGACAGCCUGCUCUGAACACGGGCCAGUCUUCCAGCCUGUGUUGACUAGUCUUCCAGUCACGACCUUGACAUUUCUUGUCUCAAAACCUCAUGCCUUAGGGGUCUCCAGCAAGAUAGAAAGGGAAGAAGAUGGGAGACUGCAGCUUCUGUUGCAGGGUGCUCCAGGAUUAACUUUUAGAAGAAAACUAGAGACCCCGAUAUGCUCCCCCUUUCUCUCCAAGUUCUUUGCCAUAGAAGGAAAUGUCUUUAUAGCCACCCAAACAAAGCUGUUUUUUGCUCUAGCAAGAAUCAGUAUCUUUAUCUUCAAAGCCAUCUGCUAUACAAAUAUUCUUGUCCCUGUCUUAGCUGUUCCUGCAGCCUUCCGUGGAUGGGACAGGGAAUCUGUAAUCCCCCUUUCUAUGGGCAUCACAGGCUUAGAGCCCUUUCUCAGCGCAGUAACAUCUACUGGUCUUCCUGCUUGCAUCUGGUCUCCUUGCAGUGUCUCAGCAAGGAAAAGACUCGUCAACAUUGUUCUCAUUGGACAUGCUGAGUCCAGCAAGUUUAACACUACUGGUCAUCUGAACUACAAAUAUUGUGGCAUUGACAAAAGAGCCAUUGAACAUUUUGAGGAGAAGGCUGCUGACAUGGGCAACUGCUACUUCAAGUAUGCUCGAGUCUUGGAUAAACUAAAAACUGAACAAGAGUGUGAGAUCACCAUCUAUAUCUCUCUGUGGAAAUUCAAGAGCAUGAAUUAUGUGACUAUCAUAGAUGUCCCAGGACACAGAGACUUUAUCAAAAACUGUCCUGUCCUGAUUGUGGCUGCUGGUGUUGGUGAAUUUGAAAUCGGAGUCAUAGGUAAACUUACGAGAAUUUCCUUCUGCCUUAUACAAUAGGUAAUUGUUGUUGUUAAUAAAAUGGAUUCCGGGCCCUCCCAGCCACCCUACAUCCAGAAGAGACACAAGGAAUUUAUUAAAGAAGACAAUACCUUCAUUGAGACUGGUGUUUUAAAACCUGCUACAGUGGUCACCUGUGUGCCAGUCAAUGUUAUAAGUGAAGUAAAAUUUCUUGAAAUGCACCAUGAAGCUCUGAGUGAAGCUCUUCCUGGGAACGAUGUGGGCUUCAAUGUCAAGAAUGUUUCUGUCAAAGAGAAUGUGGCUGGUGACAGCAAAAAUAUGACCCCAAUAGAAGCUUCUGGCUUGACAGCUCGGGUGGUUAUGCUUAACCCCAGCCAAACCAGCACUGGAUAUGCAUCUGUGCUGGAUUGUCAAACUGUUCAUAUAGCUUGCAAGUUUGCUGAGCUAAAGGAGAUUGAUCGUCAUUCUGGGAAAAAGCUGGAAGAUGGCCCCAAAUUCUUGAAAUCUGGUUUUGCUGCCAUAGUUCGUAUGGUUCCUGGCAAGCCUGUGUGUGUUGAGAGCAUCUCUGACUGUCCUCUUCUGGGCUAUUUUGCUGUUCGUGACAUGAGACAGACAGUUGCUGUGGGUGUCAUCAAAGCAGUGGGCAUGAAGUGGAGAAGACGGACCUCUUCGCUAGGUUUCCCUAAAAUCAUCAUUUACUCAUCUGACAUUAAUAGCAUACAUAGCAUGGAUUGUAUGUCUGCCCAGGGGGUUUCUGGUGACAAAAAGGAGUGCAUGACCAUUAGUGUUUUACAACAGAUUGCUCGUAUUCAUUUAUCCGUCCACUGGGAAUUGGUGAAGCAAGAACUUUCUACCAUAGUGUGA
Condylura cristata (star-nosed mole) is the source of this 2004-nucleotide messenger RNA. RefSeq lists its product as uncharacterized. Gene Ontology annotation, biological process: translational elongation; translation. The record is from RefSeq and is a predicted model, not a curated record. Lineage: Eukaryota; Metazoa; Chordata; Mammalia; Eulipotyphla; Talpidae. Gene Ontology annotation, molecular function: translation elongation factor activity; GTP binding; GTPase activity.